CCCGCCCCGCCUUCCGUCGCCUACCUGAUCACCGGAUCGAAAGGCGACUCCAAUCGGAUCCUCCGCCUCCUUUACGCUGUCUACCACCCAAAAAACCGCUACUUGCUCCACCUCGACCCCUCCGCCGUGCCGGCCGAGCGGGAACGGCUGGCCCUGGCCGUCGAAUCGGUUCCCGUUUUCCGGGCUGCCCAGAAUGUAGAUGUGAUUGGGAAGCCGGAUUUUGCAUACCGGCGAGGGUCGUCGCCGGUUGCGGCUACUUUACACGACGCGUCUCUGUUGCUGAAGUUGUCCAAGAAUUGGGAUUGGUUUGUUCGCCUGGGAGCUGCUGAUUACCCUCUUGUUACCCAAGAUGGUAACUUUUCUUCACUCACUACAAUGGGGAAUCUGCAAUUCUUCCGAUUCUAA
Molecule: messenger RNA, 405 nt
Organism: Linum tenue
Lineage: Eukaryota; Viridiplantae; Streptophyta; Magnoliopsida; Malpighiales; Linaceae
Source: the annotation of a GenBank genome assembly